AUGCCCCCCACAAGCUACAAGAGGUACCCGCAACAAGUGCGCGCGUGCAUCCUACGCGCAGCAGAGAAGGCCAAGGACUGGAAGACGGUGGCAGCGCUCCAUGAUCGCGGCAGCUCCGAGAAGAAGAUCCAGGUCGUGCACGUCGCUUACCUGCUCAGCGAGCUCGCUGCUACGCCUGAAUUGACGCUCGUCCAGAUGACGGAGCUCGUUGAGCAGACGUUUGACGUGCGCAUCAACCGAGAGACGGUGCGUCGCGCCAUGGACGCGCAUCGCUUCACGCUAAAGAAGCUCCACCGCGACGUCGUCAAUCGCAACAGCGACAGCAACAAGGGCUGGAGCAGGCGAGGGCAUCGAGCAGGGCAGACGAGUGUGGCGAGCAAAGGUAAGAACAUCCAUGUUAUUGCUGUUAUCUCCAGUACAGGUGUGACCUACCAGGAGUCUCAGUUCGAUUCGUUCACGUCGGAGCUGGCCAACGAGUUUAUCCGGCGUUUCCUUCGCCAUAUCCACGUGUUUGAAGAACCAGAAUCUGCGGGAACCGAGAUGCUGAAGCUUGGGCCAUACUCCCCCAUGCUGAACCCUAUCGAGAACGUGUUAUCGGUGUACAAGAGCGUUGUCAAGCGCUUUCUCGCGCGGCAGCGCCCGGCCAUCCUCCGCGUGCCAGAAGGAACGACCAUCACGGAGCACCGCGCUGGCUUCCUGGAGCUUGCAGCAAACCCUCUCUUCGCUGAAGUUGUCACGCCAGAGUUGUGCAACCGAGCGUUCUGUCACUCGUUGCCUCACCACCAACGUGCCCUCCGCUUUGAAGACAUGCAAGUUGGAGCUUAA
Messenger RNA from Phytophthora sojae, 825 nucleotides. RefSeq lists its product as hypothetical. The transcript is spliced from 4 exons. NCBI's taxonomy places the organism in Eukaryota, Oomycota, Peronosporomycetes, Peronosporales, Peronosporaceae. The record is from RefSeq and is a predicted model, not a curated record. Bases 1 to 825 code for a protein of 274 amino acids.